GUUGACCACUGCUGAACAACCAGCUGUGUAUCGUGCGUUCCGUUUUCUCACUGAUCAACUACGAUUCGACUGGUAUUUCUGGAAACUGGAAUAACUAGAUUAUCGCCAAAACUUUUGCAAUGGUUGAUACCGUGUUAAAUAACGAAGGAAUCGCUUUACACAACAAGCUGCGAGAGAGGCACGGAUGUGGACCAUUGUCGUACGAUUCCUCAUUGGCUCGCUCGGCACAACUGUGGGCUGAGGAAUUGGCCACGACCAAGUGUAUGCGGCACAGCGACAUGGCAACGUACGGAGAAAAUCUCGCCUACAGAUGCAUCGAAGGCCGAGGACCAUUCGGAGCCGACGAGGCAACCAAAUCAUGGUACGAUCAGAGUAGUAUGUAUGAUUUUGGAGAAGGAUUCACCUACGAGACAAGUUACUUUUCCCAGCUUGUUUGGAAGGAUUCAAAACUAGUUGGAUUUGGUCGAGCCACAUCCAGCGACGGGACAGCCUCCUACAUCGUGGCUCACUAUUCCCCCAAAGGCAAUAUUCGUGAUCGAUUCCAUGAAAAUGUUCCUUAUGCCUCUCGGCGACUUACGCACUCCAGCCUACAGGAACUGCGACCUCCCGAGAUAAGCAGCCGUCCAGUAUCAACUUUGUCUAGCAAAGAAUUGAAGGAGAGGGAAAAACAAGAGAAAAAGUUGAGGGAAAGGCAGGAAAAAGAGCGCAAAGAAUUAGAAAAGCGCAUGAAAAAGGAGCAAAAACAACGUGAGAAAUUGGAGAAAAAGGAAAAACGGAAAUCAAAAGCAUGAGUUGAGCAACAAAGGUGCGGUGCAUUUUUUUUCUGGCUGACUGCUUGCAUCACAAAAACACUCUCUAAUUAUUGAAUGUGCGCACAAAAAUUAUUCACAUCUGUUUAUGUUUCACGUUCGGGUACUUGAUGAUGUUAAUAUGCCGACGGCGUUAAAUGGCAACCAACAGUAUAGUUAUGUAAAAGAAAAUAGUACACUUUUCACAUUUUAGGUUAAAAAAUAAAACUGUUU
Messenger RNA from Opisthorchis viverrini, 1022 nucleotides. RefSeq lists its product as hypothetical. The transcript is spliced from 5 exons. Bases 120 to 791 code for a protein of 223 amino acids. The record is from RefSeq and is a predicted model, not a curated record. Lineage: Eukaryota; Metazoa; Platyhelminthes; Trematoda; Opisthorchiida; Opisthorchiidae.